Messenger RNA from Filobasidium floriforme, 2162 nucleotides. RefSeq names its product putative amino acid transporter. Gene Ontology annotation, biological process: amino acid transmembrane transport. The record is from RefSeq and is a predicted model, not a curated record. Gene Ontology annotation, molecular function: amino acid transmembrane transporter activity. The transcript is spliced from 9 exons. The coding region runs from base 225 to 1973 and encodes 582 amino acids. Lineage: Eukaryota; Fungi; Basidiomycota; Tremellomycetes; Filobasidiales; Filobasidiaceae. Gene Ontology annotation, cellular component: membrane.
ACCAGGGGAGGUGGUUCAUUCAUUAUACUCGCAUAUACUCGUCUCCUUCUGAUCGACGUCGAUCUUUUGCGGAGCAACCCCAUAUACAUAUUCCGAGAUACAGUAUAUCCCUGCGCAAAUAAUCACAACCAUAUAGAAAAUUGGGGACCUAGCUCAGGACUGUCAACUACCAACUCAACUUUCAUCCUCUACGUUGACAUCGCGUGACAUCUACGACGUCAACCAUGUCGGCUCCAGGAAGCGUAUACGACGCCAAGAAACCCCCUUCGAAGGAUGAUUACGAGCUGGACGACCUCCCCGAGGUCACACAGGGUACGGUCACUCCUGUGGGUAUACCACCUCGAGGAGACCCGGAGUAUGAGGCCAAGUUGGCGCAGUUGGGUCUCGACCCUAACAGCGAACAUGGUGCGGUACAACGUAAUCUGAAGGAGAGGCAUUUGGCGAUGAUUGCUAUCGGCGGAACCAUCGGAACAGGUCUUUUCGUCGGAUCCGGUACAGCGCUCGCUCAAGGAGGACCCGUCGGCGUCUGGCUCUCUUACAUCAUCAUGGGCACAGGCGUCUACGCCGUCAUGGUCGCCCUCGGAGAACUAUGCACCCUCUUCCCCGUCCCCGGAGCUAUCACGCACAUGGCCACCCGUUUCGUCGACCCCGCCAUGGGUUUCGCUUUAGGUUACAACUACUGGUAUUCCUGGGCUAUCACCACCCCGGUAGAACUGUCCGCUAUAGCGAUCGUUAUUUCUUAUUGGGACCCGGAUCAGAAGAUCCACCCUGCCGUAUGGAUCGCCAUCUUUUUCGUGCUCGUCUGCGCGAUCAACUUCCUCGGGGUCAAGUGGUAUGGAGAGAGCGAGUUUAUCGGAUCGACGAUCAAGGUGUUGGCUAUUAUCGGGUUGAUCAUCUUGGGUAUCGUCAUCGACCUCGGUGGGGGGCCGAACGGGGAUAGGAUCGGGUUCCGAUACUGGAUCGAUCCCGGUCCAUUCAACAGUGCCACCACUCACCAGGGUGAGCAGGUCAUCGGUGGAUCUCUCGGACACUUCCUUGCCUUCUUCUCCACCUUCAUUACCUCGGCCUUUUCCUUCAUCGGUACCGAGAUCGUCGCCGUCACCGUCGGAGAAGCUCGAAACCCUCGUCGAGCCGUGCCCCGGGCGAUCCGUCGAGUCUUUUUCCGGAUCGUCACCUUCUACAUCCUCGGGAUCUUUGUCAUCUCCCUCAUCGUACCUUACAACGAUCCUAGGUUGUUGAGCGAUACCGGGAACGCGGCUAGUAGUCCGUUUACUAUCGCCGUUUCCAAUGCUGGGAUCAAGGUGUUGCCCUCGAUCGUGAACGCUAUCGUUUUGGUCGCCGCUUGGUCCGCUGCCAACUCGGAUGUCUACGCCGCCUCCCGUACCCUCCUGGCCCUCUCGCUCGAAGGCAAGGCCCCCAAGAUCUUCCGCAAAUGUACCCCUGGGGGUCUCCCUAUCUACGCGACCGCCUUGACCGCCAGUCUCGGUCUGUUGGCGUUCAUGGGCACCAGUACGGGAACCGCAGGGACGGUCUUCAACUGGUUGUACAACUUGAGCGCUUCGACCGGUUUGAUCGCCUGGGUCGUCAUCCUCGGGUCGUACCUCCGAUUCUACUACGGACUCAAGAAGCAGGGCAUCGACCGACGAGACUUCCCCUUCGUCGCACCCAUGCAGCCCUACUUGUCUUGGUACGGUUUCAUCUUUUUCCUCAUCGUCAUCUUCUUCAGCGGGUACACCGUCUUCCUCGAGGGCAACUGGAGCACUUCGGACUUUUUCUCAUACUAUCUCUCGGUCAUCAUCUUCCCCAUCGUCUACUUUGGAUGGAAGAUCACCAAGCGGACACGAUGGAUUCGACUUAACGAGAUGGACUUCAUGACCGGUCGACGAGAACUGGACGAGAUCGACGCUUUCGAGCAGGAGCGGGCAGCGACCAAGACCGGACCUUGGAACAAAUUCUUGUCGAUCUUGUUCUAGGCCGCGUCCCCGUCAUCGGGCCUGGCCCGUCACAUACCUUCCAAUUCGAUAUCCGUUACUCGGCUUUGGCCUGAACAGAGCAGGCACGCUUGGAGAAGAGGAUAGUCUGCUACUCUACCACUUGUAUUAUCAUUACCGCGAGGACACCACACCUAGAUGCUUGCAUGAUUCGCAUAUAAUUUCGCUGAG